This is a messenger RNA of Acanthochromis polyacanthus (spiny chromis), 6872 nucleotides long. RefSeq names its product retinal guanylyl cyclase 1-like. Gene Ontology annotation, molecular function: protein kinase activity; peptide receptor activity; guanylate cyclase activity. The record is from RefSeq and is a predicted model, not a curated record. The coding region runs from base 2591 to 5761 and encodes 1056 amino acids. NCBI's taxonomy places the organism in Eukaryota, Metazoa, Chordata, Actinopteri, Pomacentridae. The transcript has 25 exons. Gene Ontology annotation, biological process: receptor guanylyl cyclase signaling pathway; cGMP biosynthetic process; protein phosphorylation.
AUGAGUCCAUGUUUUAUGGGUUACCUGGGUAACUGCAUGCUGUAUCAGUGAAUCACAGCACAGAAAACACCUGUGGGACAAAAUGAACGGCUACAAGAACAGAACACUGAAAAGGAGAGCAGAAUUUUAAAUCAUGCUAAACCUUUUAUCCAGAGGGGUGACUGUGAAACUGGACACAGGACAGUUAUAAUAUUUCAACCUUACAGAGACACGAUGGAAGCAGAGGAUUAUUACUGGUCUAAACUAAACUGAACUAGGGAAUAAACACUGUGUUUACCAGCAGUAAUCAGUGUAGAAAUGGAAAGCAUCAGCAUCUACUCUUUUGUUCCAUGAUCUUACUGAAAAGUGCUGCAGCUCUGUCAGUCCUGUUGCUAUGACAACCCUAUAACACCUGUAAACACCUGUACCUGCUGAGAGACAUGCAGCAUAAUGUUCUGAAGAAUGGGGAACUAGUGGUAGAACCACUGCAAACCCGAUCAGCUGAGUCUGACAUGAUCAGAAGGUAAAGUUGUUCUCCAUAGACGUGCUGCUGUAGUGAGUCCCGGUAGAUCCCUGUCUCAGCAGUAGGAUGGUAGAACACUUUAAACUACUCUAAAUGUUUCUGAUAAGUGUUUGAUCUGAGCUAAAAAUACCAGUCAGGGAGCCAUGAGACCUAAAAGAGGACAGUUUAAAAAACCAUCACAUGGAGCUCAUGGAGCUGAAUAACGGUGAAGGUAAAAAUGUUGUCUUGUAGUUACAGAUCUAUCUCAGAAUGGGUAGAAGAACCCCAUGUAGAUCCACAGAUGGUAGAACAGCAGCAAAAACACUAGUAGAGAGAAGAUCUCCAGGUUUCCAGAGAAAUGAUCCAGUAGAACACAUUUAUAAAUGAGGACAUAACCGAGCUAGAACCAUGUCUGAACAUAGACAUAAAGCCGCUGUGUGUUCCAUCCACAGUCAGCUGGACCGGUGGAACAGCAACAACGGAACAUUGGAGUCCAAACUGAGGAAACGUGUGGAAGAACCAGGACAGAGCUGACCGUGAGCUCUACAGAGAGAACCUUUGACAGUUCUGUUCUAUUUGAAACCAGCUCUGAGGUCUGGCUGGUUCUGGACCGGUUCUGACCCAUCAGUCCUGCUGCAGAACCUCCUGGUGGUGAGUCGGUUCUUCUCCUGCUGGGUUCUGUUUUUGUACCUUUACCUCUGGUUCUGGUCGGCCGUCCUGGUGACCAGAACCGAAUGGAAGGGAGGUUCUGACCUCCAGCCUCAGAGACAGACCAGCUGAAGGUCCAGCUGGAGGAGAACAUCUGGAACAUCCCUCUGUCUGCAAGGCCGAGCCCAGAACCCCCACAGAGAACCCUGGACCAGGACCCAGCUGGCACCGCUCACAUCACACUGACCCGUUCCAGACUGUUCCAGGCCUUUCCAGGCCAUUCUGGACAGUUCCAGACCCAUUCCAGACCCGUUCCAUGCAUUUCCAGGCCGUUCCAGGCCGGUCAGCACAGGUCUAAGCCUGCCUCUAUUCCUGGCUGCAGACCAGCUGGGAUCUGUGAUCUCUGAGGAUGGAACUAAUCCAGAUCAGGAUUAACAGAUCAGCACAGAACCCACAGCACGCUGGAACCACAGCACUGGAACCUGUAGGGAACCUCAGAACCACCAGAACCACAGCACUGGAACCUGUAGAGAACCUCAGAACCAACAGAACCACAGCACUGGAACCUGUAGAGAACCUCAGAACCACCAGAACUGAUCCGACCAGGUUCUUCUGACCUGAUGGAUCAAGUACCCACUGGUUCCUGGUCCACAUGUGGAGGUCUGGCCACUAUGACAGGAACCUGUCUGGUUCUUCAUGUUCUCCGGAUCAGAACAUCCUGUAUAGCAACAAUAAUAAGCUGAGGACCAGGACCAGUUACUGGUUCUGGUUCUGGACUGACGUUCUGAGUUUCUGUUUGUUCAGUAGAACAUCAGACAGGUUCUUGGUCUGAUAUGGAUCCGAUAAGGUUCUGAUGCAUAACAUAGUUUAUCAGACUGUCUCUGAUCUAUAAUCUGAUUAUUAUUAAUAUAUAAGUAGAUUCAUUAAUCAGAUUAUUGGUUAAAGAUGAUCAGCUGAUGGAGGGUUCUAAGGAGAUCACAGCAUUCCUGUUAGUGAUAAAGGAUCUACAUGUAUGUGAACGACUUCCAGUUGUACGUCUGUGGGAGUCGUCCCAAUACUUCUGAACACACAGAGAGAGUUUUAAUUCAACAGGGGCAGUAAGUGAAGUAUGUGGAACCUCAUCUGACUGGUUCCAGACAGAGAACCAGCUGACGUUCUCCAUCAUCGGCUGUGACAUCAGAGGGAGGUGGAUGACAUCAUGUCCUGGUGUGUGGUCCUGCAGCAGGAAGUGAUGUCAGAGCAGCAGCUGGAGAACCACAGCCUCGGCGUGCUGCUGGGAGAACAGAUGUUCUCCAUCACGGUUCCAUGCUCCACAUGUGUGAGGUUCUCCUGCAGAACGUUUGAAGUUACUACAGAACUCAGCUGCACGUGUGCUGACGAAGACCAGAGGGUGGGCUCACAUUACACCGAUUUUAAAAUCGCUGCAUUGGCUCCCCGUGUGCUUCAGGAUCGAUUUUAAGGAUGCAGCUUCCCUGGUUGCUAGGGGCGUGUCUGUGGUUGCUAUGCAUUAGCCAGGUGAGGACAGCGACCUUCAAGCUGGCCCUGAUUGGCCCCUGGUCAUGUGACCCACUGUUCUCCAGGGCGAUGCCCACGGCGGCGGCCAACCUGGCGUUGUCACGGUUACAGAGCGACAGCAGCCUGAGCCGAGGAUUCUGGUACGACGUCAACCUGCUGGAGGAGGACUGCUCCGCCUCCAAAGCGCUGACAGAACUCGGGGAAAUGGAGGGUUAUGGCCACGCCUACAUCGGCCCCUUUAACCCCGCCCUCUGCCACGCUGCCUCUCUAUUGGCCGAACACUGGGAGGCGGGGCUUGCCUCUCCCGGCUGUCUGGAUGUUGAUUGGGCGAACCUGCCGCCCAUCACUCCUCCCAGCAGAGUGCUGUUCACCGUCCUCAGGUUCUUCCGCUGGGCGCACGUGGCCGUCAUCUCAGCUCCGACUGACCUAUGGGUGGGCACCGGACAGGAAGUGGCGUCGGCACUGCGGGCUAUGGGGCUGCAGAUUGGUCCGGUGGUUGCCAUGGAAACACGACAGAGGGGCGGAGCUAGGGAGGCGUUGAAGGAGAUCCAAGAGUUCGACGGGGUGAAAGUGGUCAUCAUGUGCAUGAGCUCCGUCCUGAUUGGUGGAGAGGAUCAGAGAGAGCUGCUAUUGGCUGCUCUGGACAUGGGGAUGGUUUCCGACGGUUACGUGUUCAUUCCGUACGACGCGCUGCUCUACGCGAUGCCCUACCAGGACACAGUAUUCCACCAGCUGACCAACAGCACGAAGCUCCGUCACGCCUACAGCUCCGUCCUGACCGUCACCAUGGCGUCCGACCACAGUUUCUACGAAGCCUUCCGUCGGGCUCAGAUCAGCCGAGAGAUUCGCUCAGCAGUGUCUGCUAAGGAGGUGUCUCCAAUGUUCGGGACUAUCUUCAACAUGGUGUACUUCGUUGCUAAGGCCGUGGAGGAGCGUCGCCAGGCAGGGGGCGGGCACUGGGUGACAGGCGAACAGCUCGUCCAAUCAGACGGAGGCUUUGAUUUCCAGGGCUUCAAUCAGGUGCUGUAUGGAGGUAAAGGGGGGCGUGGCCUGCAGUCCAGGUACGUCGUGCUGGACUGUGACGGCGACCGACUCGUACCGACUCACGCUCUGGCUCCGACUAUCACCGACGGGAGGAUCGGAAACCUGCGGCCGCUCAGCCGAUCCUUCAUCUUCCCCGGAGGACAACCCCCCUCAGCCAGGUUCUGUUGGUUCGAUCCGGACCAGGCCUGCAGCGGCGGUAUGAACACCAUGGUGAUGGUCGCCGUCGUCCUGCUGCUCUGCGCUCUGAUUGGAGCAUUCCUCUACUGGUUCAGGAAGUACAGGAGGACAGUGAACGUCACCAAACUGAUCCUGACUCUGGACGACAUCGUCUUCAUCGACACGCAAGUCAGCAGGAAGAAACUGAACGACGAGUCAAUCAUGAGGAGUCUUCUGGAAAUUAAAACUCCGUUCCGUUCCAUCGCUAGAAGUUACAUCCUGACUACACCCGAGAGCUCCAACAUAGGCAUCCUGGAGGGCGACUGGGUGUGGCUGAAGAAGAUUCCCGUCACAAAGACGAUAACAGCAGCGAAUCCAGGGACCCAGAACCUGUUCAGCCAGCUGCGGGAGAUGCGUCAUGAGAACCUGAACCUGUACCUGGGUCUGUUUGUGGACUCGGGCAUCUUUGCUUUGGUGGUUGAACAUUGUCCUCGAGGAAGUCUGGCAGAUCUUCUGGCUGACAGCAGCAUGAGGCUGGACUGGAUGUUCAAGUCCUCCCUGCUGAUGGACCUCAUCAAGGGGAUGAAGUACCUUCAUCUGAGAGGUUUGAGUCAUGGUCGGCUGAAGUCCACAAACUGUUUGGUCGACGGACGUUUUGUCCUCAAGAUCACAGACUACGGACUCCCCAUGAUUGUCCACUCUCAGAACAUCGUCCUACCUGAAGAUCCACAAGAGCUCCUGUGGACAGCUCCAGAGCUGCUGAGGUCUCCAGUUCGAGGAGGUUCUUUUCCUGGAGACGUCUUCAGUUUCUCCAUCAUCAUCCAGGAAGUGAUCUCACGAACACUGCCCUACGCCAUGAUGGACAUGCCGGCCCACGAGAUCGUGGAGCGUCUGAAGCAGCCUCCUCCUCUGUGCCGGCCGAUAGUUUCGGUGGAUGAAGCUCCUGCUGAGUGUCUCGCUCUGAUGAACGAAUGUUGGAACGAGGAUCCGGUCAAAAGGCCGAACUUCGACGACGUCUUCAAACAGUUCCGUGGCAUUAACCGAGGGAAGAGGGCGAACAUCAUCGACUCCAUGCUGCGGAUGUUGGAGCAGUACAGCUCCAACCUGGAGGACCUGAUCAGAGAAAGAACCGAUGAGCUGGAGGUGGAGAGGAACAAGACAGAGAAGCUGGUUGGACAGCUGCUGCCAAAGUCUGUGGCUCAGGCUCUGAAGAAAGGCAAACCGGUCCGACCUGAACACUACUCUGACUGCACGCUGUACUUCAGCGACAUCGUUGGCUUCACCACCAUCUCAGCCCUCAGUGAACCUAUCGAGGUGGUGGAUCUACUCAACGACCUCUACACCAUGUUCGACGCCAUCAUUGCCACCCACGACGUCUACAAGGUGGAGACCAUCGGAGACGCCUACAUGGUGGCUUCAGGAAUUCCAAACAGGAACGGAAACCGACACGCAGGCGAAGUGUCCAACAUGUCGCUGGACAUCCUACACUCCAUCGGAAACUUCAAGAUCAAACACAUGCCGGACGUCAAGGUGAAGAUCCGCAUCGGCCUGCAUUCAGGUGCAGUGGUUGCAGGUGUAGUCGGCCUCACCAUGCCCAGGUACUGUCUGUUUGGAGACACGGUGACCACGGCGUCCCUCAUGGAGUCAUCUGGACUACCCUACAGGAUCCACAUCAGUCUGAGUACAGUAAAAGUCCUGACCAGCCUCAAACUGGGAUAUCACAUCGACACCAGGAAGGCUCAGGUGAAGGGCACUGAGGACACGUACUGGCUGAUGGGCCGGGAUGGUUUUGAUAAACCUCUACCGGUUCCUCCAGACAUCCUCGGAGGGGCCAGUAAUCAUGGUAUCAGUCUGGAUGAGAUUCCAGUUGAGAGACGACAAAAGUUUCUGGACCGACAGAAGAAGAUCAAGAAAUGAUGCCAACACACAAUAACAGACAAUAACACAAUAACACACAAUAACACACACAAACAUACACACUAUAACACACAAUAACACACAACAACACACAAACACACUAUAACACACAAUAACAUACAGUAACACACUAUAACACACAAUGACACAUAAUAAUACACAAUAACACAACCACACACAGAGUAACACACACAGACUCUGACUCAUGUAAAUAUCCACACGUAUGACAUCACACAUGCUACACGCUACCUCGAGGACUGAGCUUUCAGGGACUAUGUGAAGCGACUCCUACCUUCUCGUACCGGUGGCUGUGAUUGGUCGCCUCCCUUCCUGUCAUGUCUUCAUCCAAUCGAUCGAUUCUGUGCCUCUGAGUCUGUAACACGAUUCGUUGAUCAGUAGUGACAUGUAGCACUGUUCUACGUUCUCAGUGUUCUAGUUAGUGGACCUGUGCAGUGCAUGCUGGGAACUGUGCUGUGAAUAAAGGCUCUCCAUCCACUGUCCCAGAAACGUUCUGACAGAGUUCUGCAGCGUUCCGCGGAUGUUCUCAGCUCCCAGGAUCUUCUUCUUAAAGGUUGGAUGCCGUAGAUGUCCUACAGAUGUUUGGUGACGACAUUGUUAGAACGUUUCUCCUAUAUAUUAUCAUGUAACCUUGUGGAACAUGACAGGAACAUUUCAUAGAGGAGCGUUUUAUGAACAGAAAGGCAACAUGUUCCACCUCUAAUAAUGUUAUAAAAUGUUCUGUAUUAAAACAUUCUGUAUCAAAACAUUCUGCAUUAAAACAUUCUGUAUCAAAAUGUUCUGGAUCAAAACGUUCUGUAUCGAAAUGUUCUGCAUCAAAACGUUCUGCAUCACAACGUUCUGUAUUAAAACGUUCUGUAUUAAAACGUUCUGCAUUAAAACGUUCUGUAUCAAAACUUUCUGUAUCAAAACGUUCUGUAUCAAAACGUUCUGUAUCAAAACGUUCUGCAUUAAAAUGUUCUGCAUCAAAACGUUCUGUAUCAAAACGUUCUGUAUCAAAACGUUCUGCAUUAAAAUGUUCUGCAUCAAAACGUUCUGUAUCAAAACGUUCUGUAUCAAAACGUUCUGCAUCAAAACAUUCUGCAUCAAAACG